Messenger RNA from Drosophila suzukii, 10670 nucleotides. It is a transcript of the gene skd, whose product is annotated as mediator complex subunit skuld. Gene Ontology annotation, biological process: positive regulation of transcription by RNA polymerase II. Gene Ontology annotation, cellular component: mediator complex. Lineage: Eukaryota; Metazoa; Arthropoda; Insecta; Diptera; Drosophilidae. Gene Ontology annotation, molecular function: transcription coactivator activity. The record is from RefSeq and is a predicted model, not a curated record.
GGCGAGGAAAAAAGAACUAAUCAGUUGUUGCGAAUUGUUAUAAAAAUCGAUCGUAUCGCAGAUUUUUCCGUAUCUGAAUGCGAAAGAGAAAGUGGCACAAAAUGUAAAAAAAUCGAGCGAAAACUAGAUCGCUAUAACCCACAACAACAGCAGCAUGCAUAAUUCUACAGUAUGUGUGUUUCAUUGCCAAAGCAACGUUUACGUUUAAAACCUCUCGCCAGAGAGCAAAUAAAUACAAAAUACACAUAAAUAAAUAAAUAAAUCAAAUCAAAACCAAACAACCAAACAUCAAAUAGCAAAUUACAAACAAAAUUCAGCAACAGCAGCAACAACAACAACAACAAAAUAUCGAAAGCAAAGAAACGAGACGAAAGAGAGAGCUCUUCAAUAUUUGUGUAUCCGUGUGUGUCGUCUCUCUCGCUCUCUCUCUCUCCCUCGCGUGUGUCUCCGUGCCUAUACCUUUGUGUGUCUGUGUGCGUGCAGCAGAAUCAAUAAUAAAAAAUAAAAAUCCAAAAAAAUAAAAAUUAAGCAAAUGUGCAAAAUACUCGAGUAUAUCGAAAUCAACAAAAAAUAACAACACAUCACACCGGAUAAAUAACAAUAAUAGCAAUACACUAUAGGCAACAAAGUUGAGAAAAUGAGGUGCUGCUGCUGUGCGAAGAAAACAAGCCAAGAACUAUGACGCAUCAAAAUCAUCAGACAAACGGCGCAAGUUUGGAGGAUUGCCACACAAACUUUUAUGCCUUGACUGAUUUAUGUGGAAUAAAAUGGCGGAAGUUCGUUAACGGGGAGCGACCGAACGCAUCCAGCGAUCCUUUGGCGGACCCGAUCCUGCGCUCCUAUUCGCGAUGCAUCCAGGCGGACAUGCUGUGCGUGUGGAGGAGGGUCCAAUCCACGAAGACGGACAACGCCGACCCGAAUGCCUUAACCUUCGAGAUCACCACCUCGACCAAGGUCCACCCGCCCCUUUCGCUGGCCGCCGCCAAGGAGCUAUGGAUCUUCUGGUACGGCGAGGAGCCCGAUCUCACUGAACUGGUCGAUGCCGAGCUGCUCCGAGUUGCGGCCAACCAAGCGCUUUGGAAUGGCACCUGGAAAGGAGCCCUCACCUACGAGUGCCGAUCGCUGCUCUUCAAGGCGCUGCACAAUCUCAUGGAGAGAUUCGUGCUCACCAAGGACAUUGUUCGAUUUGGCAAAUGGUUUGUGCAGCCCUGCACCUCCAGCGAUCGUCUCUUUGGACGCAGCUCCCAGCACUUGUCCUUCUCAUUCACGUUCUUCGUUCACGGCGACACAGUUUGCGCCUCCAUAGAUUUGCGCGAACAUCCCGCCGUACGUCCGCUGACCAAGGAGCAUUUGGCCGAGGCGGCGGCUGCCUUUGCAGCGUCCAGUUCUCCGCCCGGAUCAACAGGAUCUGCGGCGUCAGCGGGCGGAGCAGUGCCUAAUCCUGGUCAGGACGCAAAUGGCGCCGGAAUGGAGCCACUCGAUGGCGGCGAGGGCGCAGCCAAGGCAGCGCCACCUGCGCAUGCGCGCAAGGUGAUGUUGGCCCCCUUCGGAAUUGCGGCCAUACUCACCGGCAAUAGCUAUAAGGCCAGCGAUCCCAUAGCCGAGAAGAUCCUCGAGGACUGGGCCUCGUUUUUUCCGCUGUGCAAUAAGGACAACUCGGAUGUGCCACCCGUGGUGGAAGUGGUGUCGGGUGGUCAUAAGAUGUAUCAUCCCACGAACUACGUACUAGUCACCGACCUGGACGACAUGGAGCACAUGGAGUUCGUCGAGAUGCAGAAGAUGCAGAGCUCAGUGGGUGGAGCGGCGGCCGAGGCAGCAGUCCUGGCCUCGCUCUCCUGCCCACCGGGCUCAGCGUCUGCCCCUCCUUCCCUGGGAGCAGCUCCUUCUGCUACAGCGAUUCCCGUGGGUCCGGCUUCCCUCAACGCUCCAGGAGCAGGAGCCACCGCGUCAUCCGCCGCCAAAGAGGUAUCCCGCAAGGCGGCCCCCCAAGCCGUCAGCGCCCUGGAACGUCUCGCCUUCCAGCCCUACUACGAUCAACGGCCCACCUCGGGCUUCACCUUCAAUACCAACAAUACUCACAUACCCGCCUCGGCUGCCGUGGAAAUGCCGGAACGCACCUGGCAGGAUUGCGUGAUGAACACGCUCCACGUGGAUGCAGCAGCGGCGGCGGCAGCAGCAGCAGUGGCAUCUUCAACACCCGCCUCGGGAACCGGAACAUCUGCCGAUGGCGAUGAGAACGAGCAGAACAAACCGCCGCAGCAGGAUUCCAAGCAACUGGUGCAGCAGCAGAUUCAGCAGCAGCAGCAGCAGCAACGUCAGAAGCUCUGGAACUUUGUGGAUCCCAUGCAAAAGGCGCCCUGCAUAUGCACCAACGCCCAAUGCAGCAGCAGCAGCAGCGGCAGCAACAGUGGCAACAGCAACAACAUUAGCAAUAUCAGCAACAACAAGCGACAACAGCAACCGCUGGGAUCGCCGGCACUGCGGGCAGCAGUCACCGGUGCCAGUGGCAAUAAGUCGUCGUCGUCAUCAUCAUCAUCGUCGUCGUCUUCGUCGUCGUUGUCCUACCAGCAACAUUACCACCAGCAACAUCUGCAGCAGCAGCAGCAGCAACAGCGACCGGGAACACCUGUGCCGCCGGCAGCAGCAGCAGUAGCAGCAACAUCGCAUCAUUCCAGUUCCCUGAGCAACACUUCCGCCUCCAAUUCUUCCGCGACCGCCCUCCGGCGUCACAAUGUGCCGUUCCACAAGCGGUUGCUCCACUCGCUGGCAUCCACCGCCUCCUCCACGGCCUCCACCUUUAGAGCCAAAAACCACAGCAACACCACAACAGACACCAAUAUACCAAAACAAAGACAUCUGGGGAACACACCUCAUGGAACGCCACAUGGUGGGGCCUCGACGUACUCCCGGAAUUCCUUGGGUGGCGACUCCUCGAUGCCGGUGGCCUCCGUUGAAUCACCAGCGACACCGGCUCCCUCUCCGCAUCCAAAUUCGGCGCACUCGCAACCGACAUCCGUGCCGCCCGCUGAGCAACUACUCAACAUGAGUCCCCAUGCGCCCACUUCCGUUUCCAAUCUGCAGCAGCCGCCAACGCCCAUUGACCAUCUGCUGGACAAGAAUACACCGGCGCCGACGCCAACGGAUCAGCACGAUAACAAGAGCAUUACGGCCUCGCCUUAUGUCCAUCAGACGCCCAGCGUGGAGCCGCCCUCCUACACGGAUCAUGCGGCCGGCGGAGGAGCAGCUGGUGGUCAAUCAAUGGGCACUGGACCGGGCAGUGUUCCCGCCCAGCAACCGGCCACGCCCACAGCAGCAACUUCAGCUGCAGGAGCCGGAUCUGGAGGAGCUUCAAACGCAAUUGGAGGAUCUGCGGUGGGAACUAUUAGCGUCAAGAAGCUUGAGAUGCAGCAGCAGACUCCAUCGGCAGCAAUGGCCAUCAAACAGGAGCCGGGCCUUCAAGGCCGGGGGGCAGGAAGCGUGACCACCACCACGGAGGCCAUGAACAACUUGAGGCGCCUGUACAACCCGCCGAAGUUGACGUUAAAGGAUCCGGACAGCUUCUACGAUGACGAGUGGCUCAAGGAGGUCAUCUACGACUUUCAGUACCAGGAGAACUGGGACUAUCUGACAGUGAAGCGUCCGAAGCUGGAUAAGCAACGUCGGCCGAGGUAUGCCAAGAACCUGUACGAGGGACACACGCACGUGAAGCCCCUGAUGCCAUCGCCGGGAUCCGUUUAUGGUUCGCAGCUGCUCUCGCUGGAUGUCUCAGCCACUUCAGCGGGAGGAGGCGUCGGAGGAUCAGCGGCGGGCAGUUCCAGCGGUGGAUUAGUCGGCAUCGCCAACAGCACAGCCAAUGGUAGUGAUGCGGAGGCCGAUAGCGGGAGCAGCUUUUUCCAGGGCUUAGACAUUAAGACAGAGCCCGGAUUGCAUUCCCCCUCGUGCAAGGAGACCUCAAAGUCCUCGGGCGGGGGCAACAACAGCGGUGGAGGAAGCGGUAGCGGUGGUAACCUGUUCACCGCCGAAGGUCUGAAUCCCUCGCUCAACGAUCUGGAGCAAUUGUUUGAGACGAGCUCGAAUGAUGAGUGCAGCAGCGUGCAAAUCCACACGCCACCCGAUUCCAAUAAUCCCUCGAAUGGCGGCUGCAGUGCUGUGACCAAUACGAUCGAAGACCUCAAGCGGAGCACGGCGGUGGCCAGUGCAGUGGUGGCUGCGGCAGCGGCGGCAGCAGCAGCGGCCUCGGGAGCGGGCAAUAUCCAGGCGGAGGAUCUCACCAAGAUGUUUCCCACACCUCCGUCGCACGAGCAACAGCACCCAAACUCGAGUCCCUGCCAAACGGACGUGGUCAUGACGGAUCUCAGUGUGGACACCACCACAACCAGUAUAAACAGCAGUAGUAUCACCACAACCUGCAACACCACCAUUACGAGUAGUAUCAACAACACCACCACCACAGGCUGUAGCAACACCAGCAGCAGUAUUAUCCUGGCAGCCGUACAAGCUCCCGUCACCGUGGUGGCCAUCCAGACUGUUUCCAAGCUGGUGAAGCAGGAGUACAACCUGGAGUUGGGUAGCCCGGUGGAAGAGCCCAUCGAUGACUGGAACUAUGUCUACCGACCACCGCAGCAGGAGAAGUUUGUGGGUUCCACUCGCUACGCUCCACUGACCAACCUGCCUAGCCAGACGCAACCGCCGUUAAGUUUGCCUCCGGGAUGUUUUUACCAACCCACUUGGAGUAGUCAUAAAUCCAGAGCAGCCACGCUGGCAAAAGCUGCGGCAGCUCAGCAGCAGCAGCAUCAAAAGCAUCAGGCCCUUCAGCAGCGCAUCCAAUUGCAUCAGCAGAAGUUGCAGCAGCUCCAGCACCAGCAUCAUCAGCAGCAACAAGCGGCGGCCGCCGCAGCAGCAGCGGCAGCGGGAGGAGUGGGCCACCAGAAGCACCAGCAUCAGCAUCUUCAUGAUCUUUUGUCAGCGGCACCAAGGACACCACUUACGCCUUCUACUGUCCCCCAACCGUUGAGCAGCGGCGGCAGUCAGCUGUUGCUGAAUCAGUUAAACUGCCCGCAGGCGCCACCCGGCAGCUCCAUGCAGCAACUAAUGCAUCGAGCGGGAAUGUCCCCCAUUUCACCGGGACCCGGGAUGGGUCCCUAUGCCGCCCGAAGUAGUCCAAUGUCGAGGGCGACUCCUACGCAUCCGCCACCACCAUAUCCCUAUGACUUGGCUGUGGCCAGUCCAGCUACCUCCACAUCGUCAUACUUGAACCGGCCACUCCACUCGCAAGAGCAUCCGCACAUGCAUGGAAUGGGCGGUGGAGGAGCAGGAGGUGUUGGAGGUCCUGGACAAGGAGCUGGCGGACACAUGGGCAUGAUGCCCUACACUGGCGAUGCGGGCAUUGCCAGUGGUGGAACAGCGAUGACAGCCGGGCCCUCGAGUCUGCUCCAGGAGCUACCAGAAGUGAAUUCUGUCCUGGUAAACAUCCUGCUGUACGAUACCGCUUUGAAUGUCUUCCGGGAUCACAACUUCGAUAGCAGCAGUGUGUGCGUGUGCAAUGCGGAUACGCAAAAGAUUGGCAAUAUUCGGGGAGCGGAUUCCGGAGUAUAUGUACCCCUGCCUGGCAUUAGCUUUAACCCGUUUCCGACUGGUGGUGGAGGAGGAGGAGGAGGAGCAGGAGGAACUGCGGCUGGACAGCGGGUGCUUAAUGGACCCAGUUCCGCUGGUUUUGGCGGCAUGCGGAUGAUCAGUGCCUUUGGGGGCUCGCCGGCCUCCGUUUCGAUGCCUGGAGCUGGCUCCGGACAUGGUCACGGCCCGAACGGCGGCUCCAACUCGUCAUCCUGCACGCCGCCCAGCACCAAUGUCCAUAUCACUGGCUAUGUGGACGAUGACCCGGUGGAGUGUACGUGUGGCUUUAGCGCAGUGGUCAAUCGAAGACUAUCCCACCGCGCUGGACUCUUCUACGAGGAUGAGGUGGAGAUCACGGGAAUAGCGGAUGAUCCGGGUAGGAAUAAGCAGCCCACGUUGCUCAGUAUCAUCCAGAGUCUCAGCAGGAAGAACCAGAUCAAGCCGGGACCGGGAGAAACGAGUUCUGCUUUGGAGAAAAUCGGAGCAGGAGGAGUGGCAAGUGGACAACUUGAACAACUGACACAUGCUGUCUUUGACCUGCUAUUGGAUCAGUGCUCCAUCAUCCAGACCUCCAGUAGUUCCGUGCACAGAGCCCUUCAAUCCCAUCGGAGGCGAAUGUCCCGUCAACGAAGGAUCUUUGGCACCAAUGGAGCACCCACCGCCUCGUUGGCAUCAAUUGCAAAUGUUCUAGAGUUUAUGGAUGCACAUGACGUGAUCAGCUUGGCUCUAGAGCAGGCGAGAUUGGCGUUCGAAAAUCAGCGGAUGGACAACAUGAUGGACUUUCAUGGUAAUGGGAGCAGUAGCUCCCAUCAGCAGCAACAACUCACAGCCUUUCAUGCACCACCGCCUGCGUUGCGUCAUAAGCUGGCGGGAAUUGGUGCUGGACGGUUGACGGUCCACAAGUGGCCGUAUCUCCCCGUGGGCUUUACCCGCAGCAACAAGGAGAUUGUGCGCACCAUGAACGCGAUACAGCCGAUGCUACAGAAUGCCUUCCACUGCAAGUCAAGGGGUGGAUCAGGCUCCAAGGACGCCAGUUCGUAUAACACAGUGAGUGGACCGCUCACCUGGCGGCAGUUCCAUCGCCUGGCAGGUCGUGCAUCUGGACAGUGUGAACCGCAACCCAUACCUUCGGUGGUGGUGGGAUACGAGAAGGAUUGGAUUUCGGUGGCACCUCAUUCCAUCCACUACUGGGAUAAGUUUCUCUUGGAACCGUACUCAUAUGCUAGGGAUGUGGUCUACCUGGUGGUGUGUCCGGACAACGAGCAUGUGACCGGUUGCACUCGCAGCUAUUUCCGUGAACUGAGCAGCACCUACGAGAUGUGCAAGCUGGGCAAACACACGCCUAUCCGAGGAUGGGAAGGUAUCCUGCAGGUGGGCGCUGCUCGCAACAACGUGCCCGCGGAUCGGGAGACCACUCCGUUAGAUGAAUGGUUGCGGACUUUGGAGCAUACUGCUCUAGCGGAGCAAAUUCGUCGUUAUGCAGUGGCUUUUAUUCACCAAUUGGCUCCCUAUCUGAGUCGAGUGCCUAAUGAUAAGACGCUGCUGAAUCCACCGGAUGGCUCUGGAAACUCAAACUCCAAAGGAGGCAGUUCUUCAUCCUCGAACAGCUCUUCAGUCACUGGAUUGCCUGGCGGGGACUUACCCACGGAUCAUAUCAAGCUCGAACCGGGUACAGAACCUCCAGUUCAACCGAUGGAAACCAACGAAAUAAAACAGGAACCAGGCACAGGAAAGGGAGGAUCUGCAGCAGGUGAUACCAAACCUGCCCUGAUCCUAGGCGAUCCAUUGGGCAUGGGCGAGACUUUGGAGGACAUCAACCCAUCUGCCAUUGUCCUCUAUGUGGUCAAUCCGUUUACCUUUGCCUCGGAUAGCUGCGAAUUGGAGCGACUGGCUUUAAUUGCUCUGCUUCGUUGCUACGCGGAACUCCUGAAAGCUGUCCCCGAUUCGGUGCGAUCGCAGAUGAACAUACAGAUUAUUUCACUGGAAUCCGUAAUGGAACUGGGACCCUGCGGCAAUAGAAAGCGCUUCUCUGAUGAGAUUAGGUGCCUGGCCUUGAACAUUUUUUCGCAGUGCCGGCGACAUUUGGUGCACGCGCAAUCCGUGAAAAGUCUUACGGGCUUUGGAACGGCCGCCAAUAUGGAGGCCUUCCUCAAGACCAAGGACGAACCUAAUCGCCGGGCCUACAAGAUGUACACCGCUCCCUUUGUUUUGGCACCGAUGCACGAGAGGAAUGACAAAACGGACUUCUCCAGAUCGGCGGGCAGUAUGCAUGGACAGAAUGAACAUCGUUACUCGGUGAUGUACUGCAAUUACUGCCUGAGCGAGGAUCAGGCCUGGCUUCUUGCCACCGCCACAGAUGAACGGGGCGAGUUGCUGGAAAAGAUCUGCAUCAAUAUCGAUGUGCCGAAUCGGGCGAGAAGAAGGAAAGCUCCCGCUCGCUAUGUGGCACUGAAGAAGCUGAUGGACUUCAUCAUGGGAAUCAUCUCGCAGACAUCGCAGAUGUGGCGAUUGGUUAUCGGUCGCAUUGGACGGAUAGGACACAGUGAACUGAAGUCGUGGAGUUACUUGCUCAGCAAGCAGCAGCUCCAGAAGGCUUCCAAGCAAUUCAAGGACAUGUGCAAGCAAUGUACAUUGAUGUAUCCACCCACCAUCCUGAGUGCCUGCCUGGUGACCCUGGAACCGGAUGCCAAGCUGCGCGUGAUGCCCGAUCAGUUUACGCCGGAUGAGCGCUUCUCACAGAUCUCCAUGCAGAAUCCGCUGGCCACGCCGCAGGACGUGACCUGCACCCACAUCCUGGUAUUUCCCACCAGCGCCGUCUGUGCGCCCUUUACACGCCAAUUCCAGAACGAGCCGCAAGUAGAUGACGACUUCCUCACCUUUGAAGAGGAGGGCAACGAGGACUUUGACGAUGCGGAAAUCGGAGACCUCUUGUGGGGGGAUACUCACAUAGACAGGGUUUCCAAUCAUGGUAGUCCGGGACGCAUGGAUGACAACCGCAGCUGGCAGAGCGCCGGUGGCAAUAACUUCAAGUGCACGCCGCCACAGGAAGUGGAAGAGGUUGGUUCACUCAACCAGCAGCCAAUAUCAGUGGGCUACAUGGUGUCGACGGCGCCAACGGGUCGCAUGCCCGCUUGGUUCUGGUCCGCCUGUCCACAUCUAGAGGAUGUGUGCCCCGUGUUCCUGAAGACGGCCUUACACCUUCAUGUGCCGAGUAUACAGUCAGCCGACGAUAUUCUCAACUCGACCAAUGCCCAUCAGUCGGCCAACGACCAUCCGCUGGACUCGACCCUCACGGCGGAUGUGUUGCGCUUCGUCCUCGAGGGAUACAACGCCCUUUCCUGGCUUGCCCUAGACUCCAACACACACGAUCGUCUCUCCUGUCUACCCAUCAAUGUCCAGACGCUGAUGGAUCUGUACUAUCUGACGGCUGCCAUAGCCUAAGGUUCGGGAUCUCAGAUCUCUGAUCAUCGAUCUCCGGAUCACUUCAAAACUGAAUCAAUCAAACGCAGUCGCAUGCUUCCGUUUGUAGAACUUCCACUAGCUAUAUCAACCUCAAAGAACAGCAAAAUAGAGAACCGAAAAGAUCGAAAACAGAAUCAACACCAAGCAACCUUGAAUCGAAGUUAACAGAAUCCAAAAACACCAACAGAACAACAAGAGCAAUAGCAGCAGUUAACGCAACGCACAGAUUACUUAGCAUAAUCAACCAGAAAACAAAAAACAUACAAAUACAAGGAUCACCGAUGAGAGCGGCGGAUAUAUAACAUUAUCGUCUACCGAUAAGUCUUGAGCAGCAACAGCAUUACUAUUUAUUAAUCGUCGAGAAUUUGUAAAAGUGUCAAGUGCAAGAAUUGUUUGUUUAAUUUUAUUUUUUUAUACCAUAUACAUAGGCUGGCGUUCGAUUAGUGUUUAAUAUUUAUAAAUAUACAACAAAAACCGAGGAGCGAAUGAGAAAAUAGCGAAAAGCAACAACAACAACAAACAACCACACACAUGUAGGCAUAUAGGUCAUAUAUACAAUAGCGAAGUGGAGUUGAAGCGAGUAACAUAUUUAGCAUAAGUAAAAAAGUUUGUACAUAUUUACAACCAAUUCGCCGUAAGCAGGAACAGCAGAAGCAACAACAAAGCAAAACAGAAGUGUAAUUAUACAAUUAGUAAUUAGUUUACAACAAAUUGAACGAGGAGAGGAGGAGAUGGAAGGAGACCGUAUUUAAAUCUAAUAAAUUAAAUCAAUAAACUGUGUAAAUUUUUGUGCAAAGCGAGAAUUAGUUUAAAUUUAAAUUAUACAAGAUGAAAGUGUAAAAAACAAAACCCAAAACACACGCAUUAAACGCCCCACACGAUGGAAACAAACAAAAACAUAUAAUUAACUGAAACGGUAUACUGUAAAUUGCAUAUAUAAAAACUAUAUAUAUCUGGACGCCAAGCGCAGAUGAUGAAGGACGAUGAGUUAGGAGUAAGAGGAGGACGAGGACAGGAUUAGAGUUAGGAUGAGCGUUAGGAAGAGUUUUUUAUUUCGCGUAUUUCGUGUGUUUUUUUUUUGUUGUCUCUUGUAUUCGUAUAAUCCUAGGAAAACAUUUUGUACUUCACACAGAAACUGAACACAACCCACAAACAAACAAAAACACACACCACUCACAUAGCCAAUUUUCUAAUAAUGAAAUACUUAAACGAAAAUGUGUACAAAUUAAUAAUAAUGCUUGUAAAGAACGGGAAAGCUUUCUACACUCACCAACAAAACAACAAACACAAGAACCACAAUUGAUUUAGCACGUUGAAACGAUUUUCGCCUAGGCUUAAGUUUAAAACAAAAUCAAUUAAGUGAAAAAAAUGGAAAACAAUUAUUAAACAAUGAAAUUAUUUUUACCUGUGUAUUUUAAUUAGCAUAAAUUGUGUAAACAACAAAACCUACGAUUACAAAGACGUUUUCUAGUAAUUAUCAAACACCAACAUAAAACACACACACAACACCCCCACAUGCAUAUCUUUUAAGUAGUUUCGAUUUCAUUUAGUAUUCUAUUAUUUGUGUAAUAAACCGAACUUAUUUGCAAACCUGA